AGAAAUUAAUAAUAAUUUGUUAAGAAAUUUGUGAAAAACUCAAAUCAAUUGAUUUAAAUUUUUGUUUAUUUACUGACAGAUAAUAUCCUAACAAAUAGUUUGCCAUAAAAUCCAUGUCAUCGACAGCAGCGAAGAGACGGUGUCUGCGAAGUGAUUCACAGCGAAGACAAUCGUUUGAUCGCUUCGGCGAUGAUUUGUGUCAACUGUUGUUGUCUUACAUGUCAUUAGAGGAUAAGCUAUACUAUGAAUGUGUUUGCAAACAAUGGCAACGAUUGGCACUCAAGACACAGACAGUACUAGUGUUAGACAAAUUCAAUUAUCGUCGGCAAAGAUCAAUGACCGACAACUUGUUUGACACACUUUUCAAGAAGUGUCCGAAUGUGACAAAAGUUGAAUUCAGAAGUCGCGAGUUUGCGGCCAGUAAUAGACGGUUGAAAUCAAUGAUGAAAUAUUGUCAUCAAUUAAGACAUCUGACCAUUGAGUAUAGUCGCAAAUUGAGUGUCACUGUAUUGGAUCAGUUGUUUGUAAAGUUUGGCAAAAAGUUGGAAACAAUUGGCUUAAACUUUGCUGAUUUUGAUGACACUAUGAUCGGUACUAUCUUCAGGAAUAUCAAGAUUUGCAAAAAUCUCAAGAGCUUUGACUGUAUAUCUAAUCGCGAAACUAAUGACUGCCUUAAACUCAUCACAAGUGAUGUUAUGUUUCAUAAAUUACAAAAGAUUGCCAUCGAUUUGACCGAUGAAGAUGUGACACUGUUUAAUGAAUUUAUCGACAAAUAUAAGACACAAAUCACUACAGUUUAUAUAGAUAUCAAUGAUAAUUGUGAUGAAACUGUUAUCAAUGAAUUUACAACUGGUUUGACACAAAUGCAAGAAUUAACUUAUUUGGAGAUCAAUUACGAGUACUUUGAGAGUGAAUUUUUAGAAAUAUUGGCCCAAAUGUUGAAAGAAAUUGGUUUGAAAUGCAAUAAACUUCGCAAACUAUCACUUACUGGUGAACGAAGAACAAGAAAAUUAUUUGAUAUUAUAUUUCCUAUAAUUAAUCAAUACUUCAAACAAUUGAAAUCACUUCAACUUAUUGGUGACUUUUAUUUGCCAAAGAAUUGUACCAUAAGUUCAUUGAAUGGUUUAUCACAAUUGACUUCAUUGGCUAUUAUUUCGGAUAAAGAUGUUCUUAAAGAUGAGUUCUUUGCCGAUAUUGCUGUAAAUAUGCCGAAUCUUCGCAGUCUUGUUGUGGAAAAUAUACGAUUGACAAACAAWUUGUUGCCAUCACUGACUGCAGUCACAAGUUUAAGAUAUAUUAAGAUAUUCCGGUGCUCUGAUGCUGACUGUGCUGAUUGGGUAACCGGUAUUCAUACGGAUAGUAUGUAUCCAAAAGUGCCACAAAUAAUWACAACUCAAGAGUUAUAUUAA
Molecule: messenger RNA, 1409 nt
Organism: Oppia nitens
Lineage: Eukaryota; Metazoa; Arthropoda; Arachnida; Sarcoptiformes; Oppiidae
Exons: 2
Coding region: 114-1409 (431 amino acids)
Molecular function (GO): protein binding
Source: RefSeq, a predicted model, not a curated record